Molecule: messenger RNA, 1409 nt
Organism: Talpa occidentalis (Iberian mole)
Lineage: Eukaryota; Metazoa; Chordata; Mammalia; Eulipotyphla; Talpidae
Gene: NPSR1
Product: neuropeptide S receptor 1
Biological process (GO): neuropeptide signaling pathway; positive regulation of release of sequestered calcium ion into cytosol
Cellular component (GO): membrane; cytoplasm
Molecular function (GO): neuropeptide receptor activity; vasopressin receptor activity
Source: RefSeq, a predicted model, not a curated record
AUGCCAGCCAACCUCACAGAGGGCAGCCCUGAAGCCAGCACCACCUCGCAGACCCUGGAUUUCUCCCCAGCCCUUUGCACUGAAGUGACUUUUACUGCAGGGGUAGAAAAGGAAUGGGGCUCCUUCUACUACUCCUUCAAGACUGAGCAGUUGGUGACCUUGGGGGUCCUCUUUGUUUUCACCAUUGCUGGAAACUCCACUGUGCUGUUCUCUACAUGGAGGAGAAAGAGGAAGUCAAGAAUGACCUUCUUUGUGACUCAGCUGGCCAUCACAGACUUUUUCACAGGAUUGGUUAACAUCUUGACAGAUAUUAUUUGGCGAGUCACCGGAGACUUCUUGGCUCCCGACCUGGUCUGCCGGGGGGUCCGCUACUUGCAGGUUGUGCUGCUCUAUGCCUCUACCUAUGUCCUGGUGUCCCUCAGCAUUGACAGAUACCAUGCCAUCGUUUACCCCAUGAAGUUCUUGCAAGGAGAAAAGCAAGCCAAGUUCCUCAUCAUGAUUGCCUGGAGCCUCUCUUUCCUGUUCUCCAUUCCCACCCUGAUAAUAUUUGGGAAAAGGAAACUUUCCAAUGGUGAAGUGCAAUGCUGGGCCCUGUGGCCUGAUGACUCCUACUGGACCCCAUACAUGACCAUCGUGGCCUUCCUGGUGUACUUCAUCCCUCUGAUAAUCAUCAGUGUCAUCUAUACCAUUGUGAUCCGAACUAUUUGGGUUAAAAGCAAAGUCCAAGAGAUGGUGAUUUCCAACUACUCAGAUGGAAAGCUGUGCACCAGCUACAAUAGAGGGCUCAUCUCAAAGGCAAAAAUCAAGGCCAUCAGAUACAGCAUUGUCAUCAUUCUAGCCUUCAUCUGCUGUUGGAGUCCCUACUUCCUCUUUGACAUUUUGGACAACUUCAGCCUCCUUCCAGACACCAGGGAGCGCUUCUACGCCUCUGUGAUCAUCCAGAACCUGCCAGCCUUGAACAGUGCCAUCAACCCUCUCAUCUACUGUGUCUUCAGCCGCUCCAUCUGUUUCCCCUUAAGGGAACAGAGAUCACAGGAUUCCAGAAUGACAUGUUGGGAGAAAACUGAGAGGCACAAGAUGAAGGUUCUGUCCAAGCCAGAAUUCAUCUAGAUGCUGGAGCAGUGAGCCUGGCUGAGGCCCAUCGGCUUGGGUUCCUCUCUUCACCUUGUUCAUGUGCAUGGAAGCUGAGCUGACUUUUUCACCCUGCUCCUGUCAUUACUUGGGGGGUGAACAAAGAACACAUCCUGACAGUGUGUCUGUCGCCUGUCUCAGCAAAUAUUGGCCAAUAUGAAGCCACCAUCUAUUCAAGCCAGCCAAGAAAGGUGGCCUCUCUGUCCUCACCAUUGCCAGCCCUCCUUCUCACUGGUCAGCACCAAACCCAAUGAACAGUGGUAUCACUGGCCCAGAGU